AAGCAAAACCUUCAAACUUUGUAAAAAUUUCACGUUGGUCGGGGAAAAAUUGUGUUGUGAUUCUUGUGAGUGUCGUGGGGAAAAUUCUGUGAAAAUCCUUUAUCUGAGCCAUUCCCGAAGAUGACCAAUCGCAGCCGUGGCACGGGGAAACUCGAGACGGCAAUUGAGAACUGCCGGAGUGAGGGAAAGUGGAAGAGAGUGAUUGAAUUGGCGGAAGAACUGAAGUUGGGCAGUCCGCACUAUGAGAGCUUAUCGAAUUUCCUCAUUGGAGAAGGGAAACUGGAGAGCUUCCUGGAUGAGAAUCCCCCCAUUGAGGCGAAUUAUGCGAAAGCCAAGACGGGAUUAACUGAGGCGAAGAGCUUCCUGCAAAUGGUCACAGGAGAGGAUGGUCAGAAGGCUGGAAUUGCUCUCGAUGCUCACCUUCUCCUGGCCAAGUUGGCCUAUGCCUGUGGCACGUACGAUGAAGUUCUGGAGCACUUUACCAAAGCAGAACUCAAUUCUCUUAGUGAGAAGGAACUCACGCCGCGAAGUUUGAGGAUCCUUGCGGAGUCUUAUGCCAUCAAGGGGUUAAGCUUGGAGAAUCAGGGUCCACAGAAGGGUUCAUCGCGGUACAAAUUGGCCGAGAGAGAAAGUGAAAUGAUUACUUCCUUUGAGCGAGCAGCCGAUCUGGGGUUACUCUACCUUCAAGAUCAGGACAGUGGGGCCAAUGCAAUUGUCUCUGAACCCCGUCGAAUGGGUGCCAUUCUCGAGACAGCCCUACAGCGUGCCCCAAUUGUCCUCAUAAAGGCCGGGAAGCUCCAGGAAGCCAUCGAAAGGUAUCGCGCAAUGUUGACUGCAGUUGAAACGAAAGCCACGCAGAUUCUGCGUCUCACGCUGGCGCGACAGCUGGCUGAAGUUCUCCUGCGUGGCGUCUCGGGCACCAUCUACACCCCACCGAGUACCACCACCCUCCCGCGCAGUGCUCACGGCAAGAAACUCUGGAAGCCACGGAAGUACACGAGUCGCAAUCAAUUUAUGCCACGCAAUCAACCCGAGGAGACCAUCCUGCUGCUCCUCAUCUCUGAAUCACUCGCCGUACGCGAUGCUGUGCUCAGUGUGAGUCCGGAAUUCCGGGAUGUGCGUUCCCACACCAUUGGCAAUGCAACGGCAGUGUAUGAUCUCUUGGCAUUGGCCACAGUGCGCUGGGGUCUCGCAUCAUUGCUCCAUCAGAGCUUCGAGAAGGCGCUUAAGUUCACUUUUGGUGAGCAGCAUGUGUGGAGGCAGUACGCCCUGAGUCUGGCCAGUACUGGGAAUCAUGCUCAAGCUGUACGUGCCCUUACGGAGUCAUCGCUCCUGGUACCUAUGGAUCCACUUCCGUGCCUAAUGUCCGCUCGUCUGUGCUAUGAGCAUCUGGGACGAAUGCAGGAGGGCAUUGAGCAUGCACAGAAGGCCCUAAAGAAGGAAGUGAAGGGACAGAGUCUUAGGCCAUCGCGUGCCCAACUUCUCGUUGGGAUCGGAUGGCAGCAAAUUGCUCUGGGUUUUACACUACGUUCGGAGCGUGAGAAGUACCACAGGCAGGCACUGGAUGCCUUUGAGAAGGCCGUUCAAGCAGACCCAAAUGAUCAUCUGUCGGAAUUCUAUCUUGCCCUACAGUACGCCCUGACCCAUGACAUUCCCUCAGCCAUGGUACACAUCCAGACGGCUCUUGCUCUUAGGGCUGAGCAUGCAAGUAGCCUGCAACUGUUUGCUCUACUCCUAACGGCCAAUCGGAGGCACAAAGAAGCCCUGGCGGUCAUUGAGGAUGCCCUAAUGGAGUUUCCGGAUAAUUUGAGUCUGUACCAGUUGAAGGCACAUCUGGAGUUGCAUCUGAAUGACGGGGAGAAGGCGCUCAAUACAGCCCAGACAUUGCUCAUGAAGUGGAAGGAGUUGUAUGAGAAUCAAUUGAGUGGAGAGUCCACAGUUGAUGGCAUUGAGAAGCAUUCAGAUACCCGAAGUACCAUUCAUCAUUCUUCCCAACUUUCCGAUCGUGAUUCAAGUUCAGUUCAUGCUGCCUCAAUCUCAGCAUCACGCAUUGAGCAAGCAUUGAGUGAAGCAGCAAGCUCCCUGAGUUCCCUAAGUCCACGUCAGGGUCCCCAGAAGGCACUUGUCCUGCAAAUACGCAUCUGGCUGCUAAUGUCAGACGUCUAUUUGGCUCUGGAUCAACCAUCGGAAGCCAUGAACUGUGUCCAGGAGGCAGCCACCAUCAAUAUCCUUUCGCCACAGGUAAUGUAUCAACGUGGUCAAGUAUUUCUGCAUCAGAAUCAACUGAAUGAGGCAAAGCAAAACUUCCUCGAUGCCGUAUCGGUUAAUCCCUACUUUACCGAUGCACUGAGAGCUCUCGGUGAGACCUACCACCUUCUCGAGCAGCCACGUCUUGCUGAGAAGGUUCUCCGGGAUGCUGUGCAAAUUGAUCCGAAUCACGCUCAUCUGUGGUUCACACUGGGGCAAGUGCUGGAAAAAUUGAAUGACUUUGAAGCAGCUGCCGACAGCAUGGCGAGUGCACUGCAACUAGAAACUCACUGUCCUGUACUUCCAUUUACAACUGUAGCUUUAACAUUCGAGUAGAAGUGAUUCAUCUUCUGGAUUUCUUCUAUUCUUUAGGUAUUGUUUCCUAAACAAUUUAUUUCUUCGCAAUAAGUCGAUUUAGUUUUAAAAAAUUGGAAGUAAUUUAGUGGCUUCCAAGAAAGCGGUGAGGAUAUCAGGAGUACUGCAGGUUUGCUUUACUAAUGAACAAAAAAGUUGGAGCCUACAACGGUUUUGACGAAGGACUAACAGAAUCUUCAAAAAGGGCUAAAAGCUUGACUGAAUGGGUCAGAAAAGAUAGUCUCUAAGAUGAUCUUAAUCAGUUUCAAAUCAACUGAAGAAGAAGACUUAGAAGAGAAGUCCUGGAAUCCUACGAAACUGUUAAAGAAGUAUCAGUUUUUAUGUCUUUUAGCAGUUGGUAUUAACUGAUUUUGAAGAAGGCUGAAAGAAAGCUUAAAACUGCUGAAGGUCUGAGCAGAAGUCUUAGACCUAAAAAUAUUUUGCAUGCUUUGAUUUACCGAAGAAACUGGAAGCUGUUGUCAAAACCUUCAUCAGGACCUACGCUUGUUUGUUUUGAUGAAGCCUUAGAUCUGAGGUAAAACGUCUUGUUCAUUUGUCUAUUUAGUAAUGAAGACUAAAAUAAAAACGUCACAGAGUUAGAACAAGCUUAGAGUCAGGGCUUCAAUAGAAAACAAAACUAUUUCACAUCUGAAAGCUGUUAAAACCUUCAUCAGGACUUAGUUUUAAUUAAGGCUUAGAUCAGAAGUAAAAUUUCUUUGUCCGUCAAUUUAGUAAUGAAGACUUAGGGAACAACGUCUAAAAACAGAGUUCGAACAAUCUUAAAGUCCUUAGUCCUUUGAAACCUUAGAUCAGAAGUAAAUUUUUUUCUUCAUUCGUCAAUUUAGUAAUGAAGACUAAAAUAAAAACGUCAAAAGCAGAGCUAGAACAAGCUUAGAAUUAAGGCCUUAGUAGAAGACAAAACUGUUUGAAAACUGGAAGCUGUUUUCAAAACCUUCAUCAGGACUUACACUUAUUUGUUGAUGAAGCCUUAGAUCAGAAGUAAAGUUUUUUCUUCAUUCGUCAAUUUACUAAUGAAGUCUUAAAAGAUCAGAGUCAAAAGCAGGAGACUCUUCUGAUCCAAAGAAAACUGAAAGAGCUUGGAGAUAAAGAAGCAAAAACGCGCAUCUGCAGUACUCCGGAUAGCCUACAACCAGUUAAUUUGGGAAUGGGUUUGGGUAUUAGACUGUUGAUCUUGUUGAGUAUUUUAUUGAACUCUAUAUCAUUGUUGAUGCAUUUUAGUGGCUUGUUGAUCUGAGGGAUAGGUGAUGUGUGCCUCCCUCUCAAAAUAAAGCAGUAUAUAGUCCAAUGAA
Molecule: messenger RNA, 3911 nt
Organism: Lutzomyia longipalpis
Lineage: Eukaryota; Metazoa; Arthropoda; Insecta; Diptera; Psychodidae
Gene: Ttc7
Product: tetratricopeptide repeat protein 7B
Exons: 5
Coding region: 121-2583 (820 amino acids)
Biological process (GO): phosphatidylinositol phosphate biosynthetic process; protein localization to plasma membrane
Cellular component (GO): plasma membrane
Molecular function (GO): protein binding
Source: RefSeq, a predicted model, not a curated record